UCAAGUAAAGAGACCUCUUUAGAUGAUUCUGAAAUAAUAUUUGCAGACAAAACAAAAGAUAAUAAUACAAAUAAUAGUUUAAACGCUACUGCAAUGCCUAAAAAUGCGGAAGCAAUAAGACAAAUUUUAAAUUCUAUGGGUGUCACAUCCUACGAAUCUAGAGUUGUUAAUCAGCUUCUCGACCUAACUUAUAGAUACACUUCAGAAGUACUUCUAGACGCAAAACUUUUUGCAGAACAUUCUGGAAGAAAAAAACUGCAAGUCGAUGACGUCAAGCUUGCAGUUCAAUUUAGGAUCAACAAAACCUUCACUUCUCCUCCUCCAAGAGAGUUUUAUCUUGAGUUGGCUGCCGCUAAAAAUUCAAUUCCUCUUCCUCCUAUUGAUUCCGCUGAGUACGGAUUUAAUUUACCUAACGAGCGCUGGUGUUUAACAGCAGCUAAUUACCAGCUUGAAGCAAAAAAAUCCGAACCUGAACCGCCUACUGUGGAGGAAGCCGUUACGCCUGUGGUGGUCCCAAGUCAUCGCGUGAAAUCUGCUUCUCAUCCAAUAAUAAUUACGGCUACAGCCGAUGCUCUUAAAAAGGCUGCUGGUAAAGACCUAUCAGAAGAGGCUGGAUUUACAAUUACACCAAUGAAAAGGAGGACGGAUGAUGAGGAUUAUGACAUGGAAUAAUUAUUUCAUAAUAAAUUAUUAAGUAAA
Zophobas morio is the source of this 699-nucleotide messenger RNA. RefSeq lists its product as uncharacterized. Bases 94 to 672 code for a protein of 192 amino acids. Lineage: Eukaryota; Metazoa; Arthropoda; Insecta; Coleoptera; Tenebrionidae. Gene Ontology annotation, cellular component: SAGA complex; transcription factor TFIID complex. The transcript has 5 exons. Gene Ontology annotation, molecular function: transcription coactivator activity; RNA polymerase II general transcription initiation factor activity; protein heterodimerization activity. Gene Ontology annotation, biological process: DNA-templated transcription initiation; RNA polymerase II preinitiation complex assembly. The record is from RefSeq and is a predicted model, not a curated record.